Molecule: messenger RNA, 1376 nt
Organism: Mytilus trossulus (common blue mussel)
Lineage: Eukaryota; Metazoa; Mollusca; Bivalvia; Mytilida; Mytilidae
Product: hydroxylysine kinase-like
Exons: 5
Coding region: 5-1225 (406 amino acids)
Molecular function (GO): amino acid kinase activity
Source: RefSeq, a predicted model, not a curated record
AAAUAUGACGGAAGGAGCACAAAACCAAAGUCAAAAUAUAAGUUACAUUGAAGAUCAAGUUAAUGAAUUAAACGUCGAUGAAUCCCAAACCCUGUUAAACCCAAACCAGAAGAAUAGGCCAUUAAUUCCAAACAAUUUUAUCAGGGAUUUUGCGUUGAAGUUGUAUGGGAUGGAUGUUUUGAAAUUUGAGGAAUUAGAUAGUUUUGAGGACAGGAACUAUCAUAUCAUCGUAGAUCCUGUUAUAAACAAUGCCUAUAUUGAAGAUUUCAGCAAAACAGGCUAUGUUUUAAAGGUUCUCAACUUAAAAGAUUCAAAGACAUCAGGUUUUAUAGAAGCACAGCAUUCAAUCUUAGAACAUCUGCGGAUGAAGAAGUUUCCUGUGCAGGAAGUUGUACAGAAUGUUGAAGGUAGAAUGUGGUCAUUACAAGGAGUUCCUAAUGAAUCUAACGAAAUUGUUGGCCCUUACAUUUUCCAUAUGAUGAAAUACCUGGAAGGAGAAAUUGCUAUUACUAAGCCCUAUGUUACAGCGACUUUAUUCAACAUAGGGAAGUUUGUUGGUAGAUUACAGAAUGCUCUAAAGGAUUUUGAUAAUACCUUCCUGAGAGAAAGAGAUUUCCAAUGGAAUUUAGCUGAAUGUCCUCGAAUUUUAGAUUUCGUGUUUGCUCUUAAAAGCAAGGAAGAUGCCCAACUUGUAAAUGUGAUAAUAAAAGAAUUUAUCGAAGAAGUGAAACCAGUGUUGGGCCAGUUAAAGAAAGUACUUAUUCAUGGCGACCUUAAUGAAAGUAAUAUUCUUGUCAAAGAGCAUGGAGAUCAAUCCAGUGUCCAAAUGGAAAAACGAACGUGCGAAGUUGUUGGUAUACUUGACUUUUUUGACAUGCAUAACAGUUACACAAUAACUGACAUAGCGAUUUUGAUAACACACAUGUCUACCGAAUGCAAAUUUAUGGAUCCACUUGAUGUAGGCGGGCAUAUCUUAGCAGGUUAUACGACAGAAAGAAAACUCACAGCAGUAGAAAUAGAUAUUCUAAGGAUAUUAAUCUGUUGCAGAAUUGCACAUGUUGUAGUCAUGUCAGAAUAUACUCUCACAUUGGACCCAGGUAACAAAUAUAUAUUAUCUUACGUCGACAGGUAUAAACCUCUUCUUUCGAAUUACUGGAACACAUCUAAAGCUGAACUGCAUGAAAGAUGGAAGAUAAUUCUUAAAGGAUACGGGAGGAUAAUUUAAACAAUGCUAAUUAUCAUGGUAAUGGAACUCUUCGUUGGCAAUACUGGAACACAUCUAAAGCUGUAUCUACUAAUUCAGUUAUUCUUAAAUCGUUUUAGCUUUUUAAUUAGUGAACGGUUGCCAUGAGCCUUGCCAUUUUCUCCUUAUUCAC